CGGGGCUUCUGCUUUUUUUCUUUCUACACGGUUUAUUAUUACUAUCGGUGACUCAACAGUGGUUACAAUAUUUAGAUACUUGAUUCUAUCUUGCUAUAUUCUUUGCGCAGCAAGCGAUCACGUCCCAAACGCACAUCAUGAUUGAACCCUUCCAGACCACCUUCGCGGUCCCCAUGACCUGUGAGGGCUGCGUGAAAGAUAUCUCCAGUACCCUAAACAAGCUCGAGGGUAUUUAAUUUCCCCCGUCGCAUGGAUUGCCUGUUUGUCCGGAUUAAUUGGUUGACGGCGUUCCCCUAGGAAUCAACAAAGUCGAUGCCAGUUUGAAAGACCAGCUCGUAUUUAUCGAAGGCACGGCGCCACCCAGUUCCAUCGUUUCCGCGAUUCAGGCUACGGGUCGCGAUGCAAUUCUACGGGGUAGUGGGACCUCCAACAGUACGUCUCUCUCUGUUCAUCCUUGUUUCACUUGCUGCCGGGCAUCGAUCUGCCUGAUCCUUGGGCCUGUGCUGAUAACACUCACUAGGUUCCGCUGUUUGCAUUCUCGAGACGCAUGCGACUUCGGCCCCGAAUAAGAUCCGUGGAUUGGCGCGUAUGGUGCAGGUCUCGUCCAACAUGACACUUGUGGAUCUGACCAUUAACGGACUGGCGCCGGGCAAAUACUGGGCCACGGUGCGCGAGGCCGGAGAUAUUUCACAGGGAGCCGCGUCUACCGGGGGCAUCUGGGAGUCAUUGAAGGCUACGGUGUUAGGAUCGGAGGCGGCCAAGGAGCCACGCGGAGUGUUUGGGACAGUGGAUGUGGACGAGAAGGGACGAGGCAAUGUCUUCUUGGACCGACCAUUGGCGGUUUGGGAGAUGAUUGGACGGAGUAUGGUGGUGUCGAAGAGCAAAGAGGGCCCGUUCCGAAAGGAAGACCCGGAUACAUUGGUUGGGGUUAUUGCUCGGAGUGCAGGCGUGUGGGAUAAUGAUAAGAUGGUCUGUUCUUGCUCCGGAAAGAAUGUGUGGCAGGAGCGUCAGGAACAGGUGUCUCAGGGGAUGGUUUAAGUUUUAGUUCUUUUCUUUUGUCUCUUUCUAUUUUUUUGGGCAUCUCUUUGAGGCCCUCAGGCCCUUUUGGCCCCAUUCACAUUGGCUUUGUGUGAUUGGAGAGGCAGGAGCUGCCUUAACAUUUUCCUUUUUAAGUUUUGAUACCUACUUGUCGUGAGAUGCUGGUGUUAGUGAUGUAUCGUAUGUGAAUGAAUCUGCAUGGGGCUAGACGUGAUGCUGUUGGAUCCCAAGCUCUUAGACGGAUGGGCAGGAUUGUGAUUCCAUUGAUUCUCAUCGAUCAGUGCGCUGGAAGUGGAACUUUCGGUAGACGGUGAAGGAGGAGAGAUGAUACUAGUACCUAGUAGCUAGGGUAUCAACUCACCACCUGAUCAUAGUCAAUAGUGGAUGAAAAAGGAAAGGCUACGAGAAAUUCCAUGACGACGGGAACCCCGCUAUUGGAUGCAAGGACAUAAAUCGCAACGGCCGCGGAGCGUCAUUGGAUCCUGCCACGCGUGAAUUUU
Messenger RNA from Aspergillus pseudonomiae, 1538 nucleotides. RefSeq names its product copper chaperone CCS1. The record is from RefSeq and is a predicted model, not a curated record. Gene Ontology annotation, biological process: removal of superoxide radicals. Lineage: Eukaryota; Fungi; Ascomycota; Eurotiomycetes; Eurotiales; Aspergillaceae. Bases 589 to 1038 code for a protein of 149 amino acids. Gene Ontology annotation, molecular function: copper ion binding; superoxide dismutase copper chaperone activity. The transcript is spliced from 2 exons. Gene Ontology annotation, cellular component: cytoplasm.